UAAAAGGAACGAAUGGAAGAUAAGCUAAAUAUGAAAAAAUUUUUUUUUAGAUUUAUUUUCAAGUUGUACACUUUUUUUUUUCACAAGACAAAAAUUAGAAGAAAGACUUUAAUUGUUAAAAGAUAAUUUUUGGAGAUACUCCUCCCACUCCAAAAAAAAUUUUAAUGAUAAUUCUGUUUUAAUAAAAUCAAUUACAUCCAUUGUUUUUGUUUGAUUUUUUUUAUUAACAUAAUUUGUUUCCUUUCUUCAUGACAAAUAGUCGUGAUUGGUGGUCAUCGGAAAAGAGUGGAAAGAAUAAUGAAAAGAACGCACAAGAAACGUUUCGUGUUUUUAGUUGGAAUAUCUUAGCGCCACAGCUUGUUUUUCCAGAGUUGUAUAAACAUAUAGACUUUGCCUUACUUGAUUGGAAUAAAAGCCGUGUAGAGUCAAAAAAAUACUUGAAUGUAUUUUGGAAUACAAUCCGGAUAUUGUAACAUUACAAGAAAUGUCGGAAUCGGCAUUUGAAACUAUUUUCGUUGUGAAAAUGAAAAGAUGGGGAUACGAAGGUUUUUUUGUACGCAAAUCUUUUUCAAAUCAUGUUAAAGAACUAGAAGGUGUUGCAACGUUUUGGCGUUUGAACCGUUUUUCAGCUUUAGAAACUCAAAAAAGUUCUUUAAAUUUUGAUAGUUCAUAUGAUAGACCUCAAGUAGCAUGUUUUGUGGUUCUACAGGAUCAUCUAAGGCCUGAGGAGAAAUUAAUUGUAUGCAAUACACAUUUAUUAUUCAAUCCUUCGCGUGGUGAAGUAAAAUUAGGUCAACUUCAAAUGCUGUUCUUAUCAGUUUGGCGUUUACUGCGUAAAUGGUCUUACCAUGAAACAUUACCGUCAAGUCUAUUUAACUUAUGUACUGAAUGGGAUUCUUCGUUAAUUUGGAAAAAAGCCUAUGACGCUUAUAUUCAAUGGGAGAAUGAUCGUGUUAUACUUGAAAAUCUACCAGGGCUCUUAUUAUGUGGAGAUUUUAAUUUCACUCCAAAUAGUUGUCUUUAUGAAUGGAUAACAAAGGGUUUCUUUGAUUUCAAAAACUGCGUUAACGUGAAACAAUUCUCAGGUCAAUGUUCUUUUUUACAAAAAUUAUACAAAGUGGAUAAAAAAGCACGUGAAAAUCGAGGCGCGGCUCCUUUAUUUAGUUCACGUUGCGAACUUAGCACUUGUCGAAAGGAAAACACUUCAAAAAAGAAAACCUUUAAAGACAAAUUUCCUGGUACUCGAAAUUCCAUUUCUCGAGGGCUUCCUUUGAAAUAUAUUCAUCCAUUACAACAUGUUGAAGCCUUGUAUCUUUUUAAUAAACCAUGUAUUAUAUGGGCUCCUAAAAUAAUUUUACAUCAAGCAGAAAAAAAAUCUCAAUUUUUUUGUACAGGCAAAUUCAAAAAUUCAUCCUGCACUAAUUUACACACACCGCGUCUUAGCAAUCUUCAUUCAGAAACGAUUUCCACACAGCUUUAUCAUCCUUUUCCUUUAUGUAGUGGUUAUGCUCGUAACUCCCAUGUCAAACCAGCACUCUCAUCAUCCGUUACUUCACUUGAUAUAACGUCAGAGUUAACUGAACCUGCGUAUACUGCUUAUUGCGGAGCUCAAAAAGGGUGUAUUGACUAUAUCUGGUAUUCUUCUAAUGAAUUGAAGGUUACAAAAAUAUUAGAGUUCCCUCAAGUUGGCUUUUUAAAAAAAAUUCAAAACAUUCCUCAUUCGGUAAAUUGCGUCUGGAAACAAGAUUUAAAAUGUUUCAAUUAUGAUUUCUGUAGAAUUUUCCUGGUUCCGAUCAUUUUUUUUUGGUCAUCGAUUUUGAAUGGACUCCUCUAACCAAUAGAACUGUAGGAAUUCUCCUUUAGCAAAAUUAUUUUUGUUUCAUGUCAAUACGUUAUUAAAUACACCCUACCACCUUGAAGUUUUUUCUGUUGCGUAUUUUUUUUAUUGAUUCCAUAUGAAAAUAUCAAAUUUGAAUACAAAUGUAAUAUGGAUAAACCGAACGGUUGGACAACAGUACUUUUUUUUUUUUGUUGAAAAAAAAUGAUGGUCAUUCCAAUGUAUUUUUUUUUGCAAUGGCACCGUUUUUCAUGAGAGUGUCUUCAUGCUCAAAUGG
Hylaeus volcanicus is the source of this 2114-nucleotide messenger RNA. RefSeq lists its product as uncharacterized. The coding region runs from base 485 to 1834 and encodes 449 amino acids. NCBI's taxonomy places the organism in Eukaryota, Metazoa, Arthropoda, Insecta, Hymenoptera, Colletidae. The transcript has 7 exons. The record is from RefSeq and is a predicted model, not a curated record. Gene Ontology annotation, molecular function: 3'-5'-RNA exonuclease activity.